GGGGGAGCUUGCCCCAAAUCCAUCGGGGAAUCUCUGGGAGGGUUUGUUUGCAGGAGAGGGGAUGUUUGGAUCUUGCAGGGCCCCAGGGGUGAGAACAGAUGCCCCUUUGGAGAAUUAUGGAGGGUUCCUGUGGCAAUCUCUGUACUGGCUGGGGAGGUGGUACCAGUUGGGGGUGGACAUUGGCAUCAGAAUGGGGAGAGCAGCAAGAGCCAAUCCCGGAGCUGGGGGAUCCCAGCAGCCUGGAGGAGUGGGGGAGGCUGGAGAUGAGCAGGGUCUGGGCCUGCCCAACGGUGGACAGGGCAGUUACUUCUGGAGCUGGACUUGGGCAGCGGGACCAAGGGUCUCAGCUGUUGUUUUUCCCCCAAGCCAGGAUUUGUCAAUCCCAAACUUUGUCUGGAUGGAGGUGGAGGAGGCUGCAAGGAAAAGGAAGAAUGGUGUGGGACACUGAGGCAGGCCAAGGCCAUCCUGCCAGGGAUGAAUUGGUGGGAUCUCCUUCCCCUUCCCUGUGGCACAAUGGCACUGAGCUGCAGACGGAGACCAGGGAGAGCAAAUCCCUGCUGCAGAACCUCAUGGAAGAGGCUGUUUGGAGCAGCUCCAUGGCACAGGAAUCCAGUGGGGAGGAAAAGCCCUGGAGAUCCCACACAAGGAGGGGCUGCAAACCCCCUGGAGAUGUAAAGAGGAAAGAUGCCCCCUGUGCCAGGAAGGCAGCUGGAGAUCCAUUUGGAACUCAGAGGUGGUGGAGAGGACUCAUGGCAGGCAGAAGCCCCACAAGUGCUUGGGAUGUGGGAAGGGCUUCAGCCAGAGCUCUGGAGCUCAUACCUGAUCCAGGUGAUCCCCACAGGGAACUGGCCCUACAAGUGUGGGGAGUGUGGGAAGGGCUUUGGGCGGAGCUCCAACCUCAUCAGUCACCGCAUGAUCCACACCAGGAGAGGACCUAUGAGUGUCCCGAGUGUAGGAGGUGGUUUCUGAGCAGCUCCAAUCUCAUCAUAAAGAGUCAAGGGGUCAGCUGGAAAUGUAUUUACAAUAAUUGAAAACUGUGGAUGAGUUGAGGGGCUAGCUGGGAAUAUAAUUGAGAUAGUAGAAGAUUACAUAUUUUAGUUAAGAUUUAAAAUUAGUUAAGAAGCUAAGUUAGCUAGCAAAAAUCACAUACCUUAGUGAAAGAGUGACAAAUAUAUUAGAAAGUAAAGCCAGGAGUGACAGAGAUAGAUGUAGCAAUUGUGAAGGAGCAGAGACCAUAGAAAUACCUUGCCUUAAGAAUAAUCAAACAGUUUUAUAAUCACAGUCUAAAGAAGAAUAAUCACAGUCCAAACAGAGAGGCUUGGACUGUGACCAGCAGAUCACAAAGUCCUGCAAACUGGCCAUGGGUGAGGAGUUUACCAUGAGGAAGACAGCUUUCUUCCUCCCAUAUGCCCACUCCCUUAUUUCAAAAUCCCACUGACCCAAUUAAGGGAGGGCAAUUGCACAGCCAUAUUAGGUAUUCAGCUGAUUAUAAUACAAAGUAGGCAGGUAAUGAUUCUGUAUUACGUCUCCUUAGAAACUGCCUGGAUAUGUAAAACCUUUUCUGUAUAAACAGAGAGCAGGAGUCUGCCACUCCUUGCACAUGCUUUUGGAAAUGAUUCCUCAUGUGUCCAGUGCUGAAAUAAAACAACCUUCUUUUGAACUUUAA
Messenger RNA from Haemorhous mexicanus (house finch), 1666 nucleotides. RefSeq lists its product as uncharacterized. The transcript is spliced from 3 exons. Bases 99 to 1031 code for a protein of 310 amino acids. The record is from RefSeq and is a predicted model, not a curated record. Lineage: Eukaryota; Metazoa; Chordata; Aves; Passeriformes; Fringillidae.